Cercocebus atys (sooty mangabey) is the source of this 3076-nucleotide messenger RNA. RefSeq names its product sorbitol dehydrogenase (gene SORD). The transcript is spliced from 9 exons. Gene Ontology annotation, biological process: D-sorbitol catabolic process. Gene Ontology annotation, molecular function: L-iditol 2-dehydrogenase (NAD+) activity; zinc ion binding. The record is from RefSeq and is a predicted model, not a curated record. The coding region runs from base 594 to 1784 and encodes 396 amino acids. Lineage: Eukaryota; Metazoa; Chordata; Mammalia; Primates; Cercopithecidae.
GGCUUGACCUAAGCAUUUUCAAAUACUUUUAUGUAUUUUUAAAAAUAAGAUAAAUCUAUAUCUAAUACAGCACGUUCAAAAUGUCCCCUCCUUGCCGUCUAUAAUUUACUGUUAAGAUUUUGGGGUAAAACGGAUUGUAUAAUAAGAGGGCAUGAACAUGGGCAGCUCAGAUGGUCCUGGGCAUCAUGUCUGUUUCUCUGAGCCAGCUGCUUCUAUGUGAUCAGAUUAAAGGGGCUGAUAGUCAUGAAGGAGCAGCUGGAUUAAACCAGAUUACCCUGAUAGUGACGAGAUGCAGGCUGCUUAACCCUUACCAGUCAGAGACACUCAAGAGUGAAAAGAGAAUCUAAAACUCCUCCAGAAAAAGAGAAACUGGGUAGCAGCAAGUAGCCCAAAGAAGCAUCUUUCUUGCUUUUAUCUUAAUUUUAUGUUUUAACAACAACAAAACAAAACCCAAACUGGACACACCAUUUCAAAUUCAAAACAGGAGAUUAAAUCCAGCAAACACUCCCACCUCCGCCAACAGCUCUGGAAAGGCAGUGCCUUUGUUUGUGAAAGACCGCAAGGCACAAAGGUAGCAUUUUCCUCUCAAAGUGAUGCAGCUUUUUCUUGGCCCCUUCGCUGGACUUAUGGAAGGGGUGCCUUAUCUACUGGGCCUACCGUGCUCAACCCCUUGUGGGAGGGAGCACAUGAAUGAGCAAGUGCAGGAUCCAGCCAGCCAGCUGCUCCAGGCACUGACACAGGAGCAAGCUCCUCGAGGGGAAUGUGGCAGCACCCAGGAGAACUAUCCCAUCCCUGAACCAGGCCCAAAUGAGGUGUUGCUGAGGAUGCAUUCUGUUGGAAUCUGUGGCUCAGAUGUCCACUACUGGGAGGAGGGUCGAAUUGGGAAUUUUAUCGUGAAAAAGCCCAUGGUGCUGGGACAUGAAGCUUCAGGAACGGUCGAAAAAGUGGGAUCAUUGGUAAAGCACCUAAAACCAGGUGAUCGUGUUGCCAUCGAGCCUGGUGUUCCCCGAGAAAAUGAUGAAUUUUGCAAGUCUGGCCGAUACAAUCUGUCACCUUCCAUCUUCUUCUGUGCCACACCCCCCGAUGACGGAAACCUCUGCCGGUUCUACAAGCACAAUGCAGCCUUUUGUUACAAGCUUCCUGACAACGUCACCUUUGAGGAAGGCGCCCUGAUUGAGCCACUUUCUGUGGGGAUCCAUGCCUGCAGGAGAGGUGGAGUCACCCUGGGACACAGGGUCCUUGUGUGUGGAGCUGGGCCAAUCGGGGUGGUCUCUUUGCUCGUGGCCAAGGCAAUGGGAGCAGCUCAAGUAGUGGUGACUGACCUGUCUGCUCCCCGGUUGUCCAAAGCCAAGGAGAUUGGGGCUGAUUUAGUCCUCCAGAUCUCCAAGGAAAGUCCUCAGGAAAUCGCCGGUAAAGUAGAAGGUCUGCUGGGGUGCAAGCCGGAAGUCACCAUCGAGUGCACGGGGGCAGAGGCCUCCAUCCAGGCGGGCAUCUACGCCACUCGCUCUGGUGGGACCCUGGUGCUUGUGGGGCUGGGCUCUGAGAUGACCACCAUACCCCUACUGCAUGCAGCCAUCCGGGAGGUGGAUAUCAAGGGCGUGUUUCGAUACUGCAACACGUGGCCAGUGGCGAUUUCGAUGCUUGCGUCCAAGUCUGUGAACAUAAAACCCCUCGUCACCCAUAGAUUUCCUCUGGAGAAAGCUCUGGAAGCCUUUGAAACAUUUAAAAAGGGAUUGGGGUUGAAAAUCAUGCUCAAGUGUGAUCCCAAUGACCAGAAUCCCUGAUGUUUAUUGGCUUUGCCCUCAUCCGCACAGUAUCGGGAUCUCAGGGCACAGUGGCUGGACAGGGGUGGGCUUUCAUGCAGAACUUUCUCUUUUGAAUGUUAAGAAUAAUUAAUAUAACUCAUCAUGAACAGAAGUCCUUAUGCAGAGGAAUUGGUGUGCCUUAAAGAUACAAUCUGGGAUGGUUUGGGGGAACUUGUAGCCAGAGUGGCCUGUUCAUGCUGAGCAAAGUCCAGCAAGCAGAGCGGAGUUUGGCAGGCAGGUGCCGGGAACUCUUCCUGGAGUGCCUUCAUUGAGUAAGGAAAUCUGGCCCGUGGGUUUCCUGGUUCCACUGCUACUGACCCGGAGGGGAAUGAGGGCUGAGUUAUGAAAAGAUAAUUUCAUGAAGACUUAACUGGCCCAGAAGCUGAUUUUCAUGAAAACCUGCCACUCAGGGUCUGGGAUGAAGGCUUGUCAGCACAUUCAGUUUAGAAUGCAAUGUCUCUAGAGACACAUUGGCUGUUUGGUUUGAUGAUAAAAGGAGAAUAAGAAAAGGCAUCACCUUCCUGGAUCCAGGAUAAUUUUCAAACCAAUCAAAUGAAAAAAACAAACAAAAAAGGAAGUGUCAUGUGAGGUUAAACCAGCUUGCAUUCCCCUAAUGUGGAAAAAGUAAGAGGACUUCUCAGCACUGUUUGAAGAUUGCCUCUUUUUCAACUCCUGAGAAUUGUGUUAUUUCACUUGCCAAGUGAAGGCCCCCCUCCCCAACAUACCUCACCCCACCCCAACCCUAAACACGGUCCCUUGUUACUAGGCAACCAGGAAACUGCUACCUGUUGACCUCACCAGAGACCAGGAGGGUCUGGUUAGCUCACAAGACUUCCCCAGCCCGGAAGAUUAGCAUCCCCUACUAGGCUCAUACUCAACUGAUGAUUAUUAGACAAUUCCAUUUCUUUCUGGUUAUUAUAAACAGAAAAUCUUUCCUCUUCUCAUUGCCAGUAAAGGCUCUUGAUAUCUUUCUGUUGAAAUGAUUUCUAUGAACUUGUCUUAUUUUAAUGGUGGGUUGUUUUUUAUUCUGGUAAGAUUUGGAUCCAAAUCGCAUCAUGCCCACUUGUGACUUGGAGAUUAUUCAUCAAGAAUGAGGAGAUAGUAGCCAUGACAUAGCUUGAGCUGUAGCCUUUAAUCCCUUACUUUGACUGUGGGUGGAGGGUGAGUUUGAAGAGGUUCUGAUUUUCUUGUAACGUGGGAAAGCCAUGACCUUGUGCCCGAAUCUGUCAGAUUGCUUUGGGUAAUAAAUAUUGUUAGUGGCAUCUGACUCA